AUGUCAUCAUCCAUGACAGAAAUGAGAAAUGCCGUAUUGAGGGCGACAGAUCCUAAAUUAAGAACUGAUAACUGGCAGUAUAUUCUAGAUGUUUGUGAUUUGGUUAAAGAGGAUCCUGAAGAUAAUGGGCAGGAGGUCAUGGAUCUUAUAGAGAAGAGGCUGGAACAACAGGAUGCCAACGUAAUUUUAAGGACGCUCUCUUUGAUCGUUUCACUCGCAGAAAAUUGUGGUUCCCGCUUGAGACAGGAUAUUAGUUCAAAACAUUUUACUUCAUUGAUAUUUGCGCUCAUCGAAAGCCAUUCGGUGCAUAUUACCCUAAAGAAAGCAGUAGCUGAUAUGGUCAAGCAGCUGUCUGACUCUUUCAAAGAUGAUCCGUCAUUGCGUGCUAUGGACGAUUUGUAUGACAAAAUUAAGAGAAAGGCACCUUACUUGGUAAAACAACCCAAUGUGCCAGAAAAGCGUAACAUGGGCACCUCAACUGACAGUUCAGACGACGAGGAAUUACAAAAAGCGAUGAAAAUGUCUUUGUUCGAAUACGAAAAGCAGAAAAAACUACAAGAACAAGAAAAAGAAAGAGUUUGCGAGCCUCCGCAGCAACAGCAGCAGCAACAGCAGCAACAACAGCAUAAUCAGCAUAACCAGACUUCUGCAGCAUUAGGGCAGACUGUUGUGAGAAGAGUUCGAGCCAUGUAUGACUUGUCCACUAACGAACCUGAUGAAUUAUCAUUUCGAAAGGGUGACGUCAUCACAGUACUGGAACAAGUAUAUAGAGAUUGGUGGAAGGGAGCUCUUCGAGGAAGGAUGGGUAUAUUCCCUUUAAACUAUGUAACGCCAAUUGCUGAGCCAUCGAAAGAGGAAACAGAAAAUGAGAGAAAUAGAGAGGCAAUGAUAUUUUCCCAAAAAAGUACUGUAGAUCAACUACAUAAUUCUCUAAACACUGCAUCUAAAACGGGAAGCUCAAAUGAAGUACUACAGGAUCCUCAUAUUGGCGAUAUGUACGGUUCAAUAACGCCUUUAAGACCGCAAGUUACAAGAAUGUUGGGUAAGUAUGCGAAGGAGAAAGAGGACAUGCUCUCCUUACGUCAAGUACUCGCAAACGCGGAACACACAUAUAAUGAGCUAAUGGACCGCGCAGCAAACGUUUAUAUCCCACCCCCAGCAGCAGCGGUUGCAGCUCCUUACUCCGGAAUGCCCAACACUAAUGUCGCUCCGGCAAUGCCACCUCAGAGGAAAAGUUAUCCAAACCCUGAUUAUGCAUCGUACUCCUCGAAUCAACAUACACAUAAUUCUGUGAAUAGUAAGCCCGACGUUCCGCAGUAUGGUUAUGACAAUGGAUACUCAAUUACUAGUCAACCACCACCCGGUUAUGAGCAAUAG
Molecule: messenger RNA, 1377 nt
Organism: Saccharomyces eubayanus
Lineage: Eukaryota; Fungi; Ascomycota; Saccharomycetes; Saccharomycetales; Saccharomycetaceae
Gene: HSE1
Product: ESCRT-0 subunit protein HSE1
Exons: 1
Coding region: 1-1377 (458 amino acids)
Biological process (GO): protein transport to vacuole involved in ubiquitin-dependent protein catabolic process via the multivesicular body sorting pathway
Cellular component (GO): ESCRT-0 complex
Molecular function (GO): ubiquitin binding; phosphatidylinositol binding
Source: RefSeq, a predicted model, not a curated record